Sciurus carolinensis (gray squirrel) is the source of this 2560-nucleotide messenger RNA. It is a transcript of the gene Rdh16, whose product is annotated as retinol dehydrogenase 16. The record is from RefSeq and is a predicted model, not a curated record. The coding region runs from base 156 to 1109 and encodes 317 amino acids. Lineage: Eukaryota; Metazoa; Chordata; Mammalia; Rodentia; Sciuridae. Gene Ontology annotation, molecular function: oxidoreductase activity. The transcript is spliced from 4 exons.
GGGGCAGGACCAGGGAGGAAAGGAAAGCCUCCCUGCUAGAGUGCCUGCAGGCUGUCCUGCCUGCCACAGCUCUGUGUCCUACUUCCUUCUAUCCUCUGCCUGAACAGAAGCCAGACUUACUUCACCCGGUGUCUGUGCCUGUCUUCUACAAAGCCAUGUGGCUCUACCUGGUGGCCCUUGUGGUCCUGUACUACCUUUGGCGCUGGUACCGGGAGAGGCAGGUGGUGAGCCAUCUCCAAGACAAGUAUGUCUUUAUCACAGGCUGUGACUCAGGCUUCGGGAGCCUGCUGGCCAGGCAGCUGGACAUGCGAGGUUUGAAGGUGCUGGCUGCGUGUCUGACGGAGGAGGGGGCCAAACAGCUGAGGGACCGAACAUCAGACAGGCUGGAGACAGUAAUCCUGGAUGUCACCAAGACAGAGAGUAUCGCUGCAGCCACCCAGUGGGUGAAGGAGCAUGUCGGGGAGAGAGGGCUCUGGGGCCUGGUGAAUAAUGCUGGCAUCGCCUUACCCUCUGGUCCCAGUGAGUGGCUGACCAAACAGGACUUUGUGAACGUACUGGAGGUGAACAUGUUUGGAGUGAUCGAGGUGACUCUGAGCCUGAUGUCCUUAGUACGGAAGGCAAGAGGCCGCGUGGUCAAUGUUGCCAGUGUCUUGGGCCGGUUGUCAAUCUCUGGUGGUGGCUACUCCAUCUCCAAAUUCGGCGUAGAGGCCUUCUCUGACAAUCUCAGGAGAGAGCUCUCUUAUUUUGGGGUGAAGGUGGCUAUAAUUGAGCCUGGUUUCUUCAGGACCAACAUUUGCCCUUUUGAGAGAUUCUCCCAGAACCUAAAGAAUCAAUGGAACCAGGCCAGCUCGGAGGUCAAAGAGAUCUAUGGAGAGAAGUAUCUGGAAUCCUUUAUGAAAACAAUGAGAUCAUUGGAGAACAGUGGCUCAGAGGACUUGUCCUGGGUGACAGAUUGCAUGGAGCAUGCACUGACUGCCUGUUACCCCCGCACGCGGUAUUCAGCUGGUUGGGAUGCCAAGUUCUUCUACCUACCCAUGAGCUACAUGCCGACCUUCCUAGUGGAUGCCGUGAUCUCCUGGAUGUCUCCAAAGCCAGCCAAGGCCCUGUGAAGCCAACAUUUGAGUGCUUGGGUUGUGGGAUGUUGGGUACUGUGUGAGGGAGGGGAUGCUUCAGGGAAAGGGAACUGGGGUGGAAGGAGGGAGCUGUCUUGUCACUAAGGUAUCUGUCCCACUUUCUUCAUUCAAAGGAUUCUGUUGAGAUAUUACUCACAACUGGUGAGUUAGGAGGAAAGACUCAAGAAAUUCUGCCAAAGAGUAGGAACUUCAUAGCACUCAUUGAUGUCCAAUUAACUUUGGCACCUGCUCAAGGUUCUGAGCCUUUUGACCAGCCUUGAGGAAUCCCCACAGGUGGGAAGAUUGUGAGCAGAUGAGAGGAUGCUCAGCUCACACCUGCUGUCCUCCUGUCCUCCUCCUCAGGCUAUGCAUUAUCCCUGGUUGGUUUAUAUCCUCACGCAGCAUGCAAACGACCUGGAGAAAGCAGGGGCACCCAUCCUCUGAAACCAUCUUUGCAGCUUAGGUGGGCAAUCAGCAGCCAACCUAUACCCUCAGACUUCAGGUGCCAAGUCUGCAGGCAUUGGUUGGGAGGAGAUGUCCUCAAUACAGAUCCUGGCAGAGACCCAGAAAUCGAUUUUUUAUUUGUCUGGAAACCAUGGCUUUCUUUUGAUUACCUAUGCCCAGUGAUUUGAACUAAGGGCAUGAGGAGCAAAGUAGUAUGGACCACUAGGAGGAAGAGUCAGGUGUCUUCAUGGAGAGUAGAGGAUGAAAGGAAUGACCUGAGGUGGGAUCAGAAGAGGGAAGUGGUAUUAAUCCCUGCCCUCUCUCAGCCCUGCCUGCUACAGAGGUGAGGGGGACUUGUUUCCCUUCUGAGACUCCAAAUACCCUAACUCAUAGGAUCAGACAGCAGAAUGGGCCAGCGCAGAGAUGUUCAGAGGAUCUGGCAGGUCUCAGAUCCCUUUCCUGGGCACCUGAAACUUCCCUCCCCUCACUAGUCACCUCUCUGUGACCCUCGUGAUCUACCCUGCUUUUAAAGUCACCGCAGCUCUGUCCUGCAAUUUCUCAGGUCUGUCACCUCUGUUCUACGCCCUCUCCCCUCUGGUGGUAUGGAGUGAGAGUCACUCUGGACCCUGGUCUUUCCUUUUCUGUUCAACAUUUGCUGAGCACUCUCUGUGUGCUGAACAAGAAAGCCUUUGAAUUAUCCCCAGCUUCCUGAGACUUGGCUCUGUGUGUUGUCAGUAUUGUGAUGAUCCUCUGGAGUGUGGGCUGAACAGAGAAAGCAUUUGCAGAAAAUGAUGAAGAUUCCUGGGGUAAGUCACUGGAAUUGGGAGUACCACCCCAGGUGUCUUGGUUUUCUUGCCCUAGAGGAUUUGGAACCUUUAGAGAACCUUGUGUAAUUGGACAUUGACCAGUGUCCAUUUUGAAAACAGUGAUAUCUGACAUUGCAGGGCUAUUCAUUUUUACUUUUAACUGAUACAUAAAACAUUAAAAUUCUGCAUAUUAAUGAA